AUGGAAUUUUUAGAAUUUCUCAACCGUUACUUAAAACUUUUUCCUAAAGCAACACCUGAACAAGUUAACGAAGUCUUUCAAAUUAGCAUCUAUGUACCUCUUUUACUGAAAAAAAGAAAGUGGUUUGUUAACAGUACAAUCAAGCCAGAACAUCAUAAUGAUGUCUAUUUCGUAGACCCAACGGAGAUGAACUAUAGAUUAAUCAAACUGGUUUAUUGUGAAGAAUAUGUGUUAUUAUAUAGUUCGCACACUUUUGGAAAAUCCACCCGAUCACUGCGAGCUAUGAAACAGCUGAGCAAAUAUUGUUACAUUUGCAUCUACGUGACUUUAGAUGAUCUCGAAUUUGAUGAUGUAACAAGCUUCUGGAGAUCUUUUGAAAGUGCCGAUCAGUUUGGGGAGGCUUUUUUGAAAAUGAGUAACCUUUUAUCAUUGAAGGAAAAAAAUAUGAAUUUACUCGACAAGCCUUUUAUUAUCUUCAUCGAUGAAUUCGAUAUAUUGCUUUCCCCUCGAUACGAAGCUUUGUUAUCCUUCAAUAUUCGUGAUUCUUUCAGUAAUCCAAACUUCACAAAAGAUCAAGUAAAAAUCCUAUACAAAGAAUUUAUGGAUGAAUAUGAAAUUGAAAUUGAAGAGCAAGUCAUUGAAGAUAUAUAUGCACAGACAAAUGGACAUGCUGGCCUUGUAAACCUUUGCGAACCAAAAUAUGGCACGUUUGACAGGUUAAUUAAAUCUCUUUCAAGUUCUGAUGUAUCUGAAGCUUUAGAUCUUCUGCGUACCCAUUUCUUGAUAUCUCUUGAUGUUGAGGAUAUCACAAAUACUACUGACAUUAAGCUAGCUGAAUUCUUGAUAAGUGAAGGUGUCCUUCGGAAUAAUGAUACCAUAGACACUUUGAAGGUCUUGCAAAAGGCUAUUAAUUUUUUUGACAAAUGUAUCCUUAAACGGGCAUCUGCUUUAUCAUACAAAAUAGCCCUUAUGAAAGUAAAUAAAGAAACCAAAGUAAAAGUUUCUCGCGAAAGCGUUUAUGACACUGAAUUAAGUAGAAACCUGAUAAAUUGGUUAAGUAAAGAAAGAAGGUUUGAAGUAGUUGAUCAAUGGCACUUGUCCAAACCUCUUCCAAAUGGAGAAUAUGAACAUAACUACAGCGACAAACAAAGAGUUAGCAGAAAUUUUGAUCGAGCGCUCACUUAUGCAGAUCAACUUUCUGCAGGCGAGAAGUGGGUAGUUCAUUUCACGUGUUGCGAGAAUCACAUUGCAAAUCCUUUAUGGCCGACCAAGGAAGAGUUAGAAAAAGGCCUUCAAGUUGUAAUAGUCUGGCACGAUUUGGACUUUAUGACAGUUCGUAUGGUUGCAUAUUUGUGGGAUGAGGAAUAUAAAAUGGUACAUGUCACUGAGGUUGAGGAGUUUAAAUGGGAUUUGUAG
Funneliformis geosporum is the source of this 1416-nucleotide messenger RNA. Lineage: Eukaryota; Fungi; Glomeromycota; Glomeromycetes; Glomerales; Glomeraceae. The record is from the annotation of a GenBank genome assembly.